Hordeum vulgare subsp. vulgare (domesticated barley) is the source of this 916-nucleotide messenger RNA. Its product is annotated as coiled-coil domain-containing protein 12. Gene Ontology annotation, cellular component: U2-type spliceosomal complex; post-mRNA release spliceosomal complex. The transcript has 5 exons. The coding region runs from base 137 to 691 and encodes 184 amino acids. The record is from RefSeq and is a predicted model, not a curated record. Lineage: Eukaryota; Viridiplantae; Streptophyta; Magnoliopsida; Poales; Poaceae.
CUUCUUCUUCCCGAAGCGAGUCCAACUCCAACCACGCGGCGAGCCGAGCAGAGAAGAAGAAAGGAGAGAGAAAAAAAAACGAGAUCCCCGAAACCCUAGCCCGCUUCCCCGUCGCCGUCGCCGGAGCCAGGCCGGGAUGGGCGCCGAGGAGGACGCCGCAGCCCGCCGAGAGCGCCUCAAGGCCCUCCGCGCCGCCAAGGAGCUCCUCUCCACGCCCGACGGCUCCUCCCCCGCCCCCGACGCGGACCAGCAGAAUGGUGAACAUGGGACUGCAGAAGAACAGGGGACAGGGCCAGCAUUACCAGGUCCUGUGGAUGCACCUGAGGAUGCUUCCAAGGAGAACGUUAGCCCCACCAAGGAAUCUGAUGAGGCUGAAGACAAUGGGGAGGUACCAUUGAAGUUCAGAAACUACCUUCCCCAUGAUGAGCGCCUUCGAGGUGGUAAGGUGGCUCCGUUGUCUCUCCCCAAGUUUGAAGAUCCAAUUGCUGCUGAUGCCGCUGAGCCAAAGCAGCUCGAGAACCCGUUCGGUAACAUCGCUCCAAAGAACCCGAACUGGGACCUGAAACGAGACGUGCAGAAGAGGAUCGACAAGCUGGAGAAGCGGACCCAGAAAUCUUUGGCGGAGAUUGCAUUGGAGCAGCAAAAGGAGAAAGAGGCUCUGGAGGAGGGGAGCGAUGCAGCUCAAGAGUGAAGAGUAGUACUGGUGGAGCUCCAAAUCUUUGCUUUGCAGCACAGCACAGAAGCAGCUGAAGUCAAACCUUGAUGUGUCUGUAUUUCACGGUGUGGGCUGAUGACUGUAGGUGAACUAAUGUAGCGAAUGUUGGAUGUGUGCUUGCAUAAUUCAUGGAUAACAUUUUCCAUUCUGUAUGCAGAAUUUUGAAUUCUGCCUAUGCUUAGUAAUCAAGUAUUCAAAUUA